AUGGCGGAGCGCAUCCCGCGUGGCCUGGUGGUGGGCCAAGCUCCGCCCUUGCCUCCAGAGAGUCUGUCCUCAGACUACAAGCCCUUGCAAGGACAACCAGAGAAGCGGUUGGCGCGGCUGGCUGGACUCAGCCUUGAUGAACUCUGGGCAUUUUUUGACCGUGUGGACCUUCUUGGUUGGUGUCCUGGAAAGAAAGACAGGAAGUCAUACCACCAGUGGAGUGCUGGUUAUCGAAAGCACCGCUGUGAUGGCCAUCGCUUCCCGCUGUCGGUGGCCCGACUUGUGGCUGCCCGCUUGCGACGCUUCGGCCGUUUAGAACGCUACGCGGUGGUUGUUCUUUGUGGGCGCCUUGUUGCUGCCGCAUUUGCGUUGAGUUUGGACCGGUGCGUACCAUGGACAGAGGAGCAGGAUGGUGUGCGCUUUCUGGUGCUGCCGCAUCCUUCGGGUGUGUCGCACUUCUGGAAUGAUGAGGAGAGCUGGCAUCGAGCUGCCAUGGUGUUCCGCUCGGCUUUGCGUGCUGCUGGCCUCCGAGCAUGCUCUGAAAAGAUCAGAAUCCCCAACGUUUUGCCGUGUUUUGCAGCCUUCGGAAAGACAAUGACACCCAAUAUGGAGGAGAACCUCGAGAGCCUUGAGACAAAGACUCAGGUUCCCAAAGCCAAGGGCCAAGUGCACUUAGGCCUGGCCUUGCAGUAUGCUCCAGAUUUCAAGGAUGAUUGGGAGGUGGUGAUGUGUGCUGUCUCCAAGAAUGGGACUGCACUAAUGUGGGCUUCAGAUGUGCUGCAGGCAGACAAAGAGGUCGUCCUGCGAGCAGUCCAGGAAAAUGGUGGGGCGCUGGCCUAUGCUUCCCAGGAGCUGCGUGCAGACCGUGAUGUAGUUUUAGCAGCUGUACAGCAACGGGGCAUCUCUUUGCGGUACGCUGCACAGGAAUUAAAGGGCGACCCUGAGGUGGUCAAGGCGGCUGCAAGGCAGAGUAAACGCGCCCUUAUGUAUGCUGCAGAGUUCUUGAAGAAGGAUGCUGCAUUUAUUCGAGAAGCGUCGAGUCAGGUGGCCGUGGCUGUGCAGGAAUCAGUUAUAUCUGAGCCAGUUCCACCAUGCUACGGACCUGGACUGUAG
Molecule: messenger RNA, 1113 nt
Organism: Durusdinium trenchii
Lineage: Eukaryota; Dinophyceae; Suessiales; Symbiodiniaceae
Source: the annotation of a GenBank genome assembly